AUCGGUUGCAACAGUGUACUUCCCCCACUUGCGCCACUACAGCCGGAGCUGCUCACGUGACGCAAAUAUUGUCCUCCUAUUUGUUUGCUUACGUGCCUCUACUGCCACGCCUUCUUACUCGGAGAGAUAUAUUAACCUGUUGACCAUUUAAGAUCCAGUCAGUUAGUUAGGAAUACACAUCUCCAUAGGACUUUACGCAUCUAGGCUUUUUACUGACUAACAUGGAGGAACAACGGUAUCCGGUUAAUGUCCGACUGAUUGGAGUGAUGCACAAGGAGAAAAGCAAAAUGUACAUGACAUCGGUGCUUUGGUCAGAUCAGAAUGACAUCAUUGUUUACAGAACCUUCAAGGACUUCAAGACACUUAAUGAACAAAUGAAGAAGAAAUUCCCACCUGCGAACCCACUUAAAAAAUCGGACAGAAUUAUUCCUAGAUUUCGAGACUGGAGGAUGAAGAUUAACACAAAGAAUAAUGGUCCAAGCAAGUCGGUGGUCCAGCUCAAGUUUUUGGAGAAAUACUGCAGCGAGCUCCUCAGCUGUGACCCGCGCGUCUCACAGUGUCCUGAACUCAUCCGGUACUUCCACCCGAAGGACCAAGAUCUACAGCCAGAGUUUGCCAAGAAUAGUAUCAUGAUCAUGCCUUCAGAGGAUUCCACUGGACAUGACAAGAGUGUCAACAUUGGCAACGUUACGCAGCCGUUCGUAACAGAGUCAUACCGGUGCAUGGCACCCUAUGAGACCAAAGACACCAAGAACCGGCCGUUCAAAGUGGCCGUGGACGAAAACUUGGACGUGCUCAUCAAAGACAAAGCAGGCUGGUGGCUGGUGGAGAAUGAGGACAAGCGUAUGGUGUUCCCUGCUCCAUACCUGGAGAAGGUAGAGGGGGAUGAGGAGGACGAGAGUGACGGGUCCUAUGGAGAAAGUGUGCUGUACAGUGCUGUCAGAAGCUACAAAGCCACAAAUGGAGACGAGGUGUCUGUGGACAUUGGCUCAGUGGUGGAAGUCCUGCAGAAGUCUGACAAUGGCUGGUGCUGAUCAGGUAUGUUACUGAACAACACCUGUCUGACUAAACAGAAAGAAUACAGUAGCUAUAGCUGUAAAGAGAAGCAUGACUUCCAGACUGUCGGAACCAUGGAAUCAAAAUGAUUACAACUCAUACUAAUUCUAUGGUCAGAUGACAGCAAAUGCAUUGA
This is a messenger RNA of Salvelinus sp. IW2-2015, 1192 nucleotides long. NCBI's taxonomy places the organism in Eukaryota, Metazoa, Chordata, Actinopteri, Salmoniformes, Salmonidae. The record is from RefSeq and is a predicted model, not a curated record.